ACGGAAGAAUUUGGGAGUAUCACAGAGAAACGCGGUUGAUAAGCCCAACAAAACAAAUACAUACAACCUUAUAGGCAGUCUCAUUUUGUAUGAACCGCAAAUUCAAAAAAUACGUUACACUUGAGAAUAUUUAAAUUUUUUACAUUUAUUGGCGAAAAGGUGAUAAUGUGCUCGUAAGAAAAACUAAAAAAAGAUUUUAAACAAGCAGCCAAGAAACCAAGUUUAGUCAAAGGUUUCUAGCGAAUUAUUGUCACUUGAAAAUAUUUUUUUAUUAAAGAAACAAGAAGAAAUACAACAAACGUGGGUGAUGAUUAUGAUUAUGCUUAUGCCGAAAUUCAUAAUUUGUUGUGGAAAUUUUGCGUUUAUCUCAACGUGCGUGCGUGUGUGUGUGUGUGUGAGUGCGUGUAUUGGUCCUGUGUGAAUGAUCUCUUUGGGGGAAAAUUAUGCUAAGACCAAAGACCGCAGAUUUGCAAAGCCAGCAGAAGCCAAAGAUCUCUCUCUUCGCGAUAUGAGUUAGGCGUAAUGAAAAAGCAGCGCAAAUCGCCAAAAACAAACACCAAAACCACCAACAAAUUAAGCUAAAAACAUGUUGUGCCAUCCAUCCUAACGUGAAACGAAAAAAUCCAAAUUGAAAAAUAAAUAAAAAAAAAAACGAAAACACAAAUUAAAGAGCAAAACUAGAGUAGUACCAUAUUUCGCCAAAGACCCGAAUAAUGGGCGAUUCAGAGAAACUACUGAGCGCAAAGCGACUACUGACGCUGAUGUCAAAAUAUUAUCGGCCAAAUUUUCAAAUUCAGUGAGCGAAUGUGUGCCUCAACGUGCGGCUGCAAACUUCUCGUUACGAAACGAAGCUAAUUGCCGAUGGUGAAGAAGUACAACACAAAAAAAUAAAUAUAGUGCAGAAAAAAAGAAGAAGCAAGCAAAGUGAAUAGUUUCAGCAGGCGAAAAGUUUAAUGAUUUUCAAAUAUUCGCCAAAUUUCAGCUCUGCUAUCUUGGAGCUGUCAUCUGUCGUCCAAGCGCAGCUGCUCUCCGCGAUUAGUGCAAAAUUUUGUGUUCGUUUAAUGUGAGCGGCCCCAAAAUCACUGACGGCGGCUUAAAUUAGUAACCGAUUACACGAUCUAACACGACCAAAAGCCGCUAAGAUAAGAGCGGACUGUAAACCCAAAACAAAAUUUUCCGGUUAUUUUGUAUAAGAUUUUAAAUUGCAAAAAAACGAAAAAAUACAAAAUCGCUACAUAUUUUUUUGGUUAAAAAUUUUAAAAUAAUAACAAAAAUCGAAUCGAAUACCUAUCUUCAACUAAUGGUUACAAAUAAUGAAAAGUGAAAUUUUGAAAAAUGAUUUGUUUUGAAUAAAAUAAUCUUCUGCCAAAUAAAGUUAUUCAUUUUACGCCCCCCCCCCCACACAAUUAAGAAUAUGUUAAAUAAAGUGCAAAUGAAAAGUGAAAUGUUUUCCCCCAAAAAUUUAGCAAUUAAAAGAAAGAAAAAAAUUUUUUGAAAUUCUGUGUAAAUUUCUUCAAAUCGAAUAAAGUGUCCCGUUUUCUCUCUCAAUGAAACCAUAACCCAUAAAUGCUGAAAUUUUUUUUUUACAAAUAAACGUGGAAGUUUAAACAAAGGAGCCUUAAACUAACUAAAUAUAAAGCUCACACUUGAAACCAACGACCUUCACCGCGGGAAUAAGACGAGAAAACUUCACGAUAGCCCACUGAUCACUUUCUAAAACUUCAUCGGAAAGCCAAAACAAAACACACAAAAAAAAACCGGCAAGGGAAAAAUAACAGCGGUAGCUACCGCCGUUCAUCGGUCACGCACGCGCACCAAAUGUACCGAAAAAUGAAAAGGACAGUCAAAUUUGGAAAAUGCAUUAUCAACGAGGAAGACGACGAUGAAAAUCAUAAACGAUGUUUCAAACUCGCCAUCCCCGAUAAUGUCCCGAAGGUGAUAUACAAAAGAUAUGCCUUCAAUAUGGUAACCUAAAUUCCAACUGUCCCCAAGAGAGAGAGAGAGAGAGAGAGACAAGUGAACAAAAUUUAUGAUCUAUAAAAAAAAGUGUUAAAGAAACAAAACGAAUGCCAAGUGAAAUAGCGAUUAAGUCAUAAUUCAAUUGAAUUCAAACAAAAAAAAAAGCAAUAAUAAAAAAUAAUAAAUUAAAGCUGGCAAGGCAACCAGUCAAAACGGAGCACGAAAACGAGUUUCAAAUUAAAUUAUUAAACAAUUUUGCCAAUGCGAUUUAAACAUUUCGCACAAUUAACGAGAGGUGUUGCAUGGUCUAUAAGUGAAAUUAAGCGAACCAAAGCCAGAGUGGCAGCAACAUCAAGGACUACGAAGACGAAAACGACGACAACAGCAACAGCAACAAUAGCAGCGGCAACAGGUAGAGGCGUAGAGUGGCCUACAGUGUUGCAAAGUUUUCUUCUUCUUCUUCGUCUUGGUUAACGAACAAUUAACGUUGCUGAGGUGUUUCGGGGCGUAAAACGCUCAACGACGCCAACAAUUAGCAAGACCAAGAUUAGCCAGAGCUGCAAUAGCAGUGGCAGCGUGUACGCCGCCAAAAUUAUCAUCAAAUUUAACGAACACAAAUGCGAAGGAAUCUGCGUUUAGAUUGGAGGGCCCUGGCACUGUUGGGUGCCCUCCUUGCGAUCAUCAUCGAUUGGCCGUGCUUAAUGUACGCAAUGCCAGUGGCGGCACCAGCAGGCACCUUAUAUGUAAUAAAAAUCGACAAAGCCCUGAACGUAAAGCCUUUCGAAUAUGACCCUGAGGAUCAUGUUCGUCAUGGUGUAAAAAAGGACGAACUUAUGUCAGAGGCGGUGAAGGAAAAUCCUUUAAGUUUAGCAACGAACCAAUCCCUCAGUGAUUUACAAACAAAACAACGAACGACAACGACUACAACUACAACUCAAAAGCAGCUAACGGAAAUGGGCGUUUCCCUGCAGGAAACGAAAAUGCCGACGAUUGAGAAGCAGCAGGUCAAAGAGAAUCUAAAUAGUAUUAAUCAACAAAUUAUAAACGACGACAAUGUUAAUAGAACAGCAGCAGUGGAAGGUGUAGCCAAUGUUCUAGCCGUAGCGAAUUCAAGCGUUUCUCGCAAUGAAACAACAAACUCACAGAAUAUAAUAACAACAAGAGCCCAAGAAGAAGACAACGAAGGAUUGUCAUCAACGAAUACUCACAUCAUGAACUCAGCUGAAUCAGAAGAAGCAGUGAUAACUACAGAAGCAUCAAGCACACUUAUGCCAUCAUUCCCAUCUAGCCCAGUAAGCCUCAUCAAUACAACACCAGCACCCAGCUCGACCACCGAAUCAUCAGUCAAAAUACAGUCCACCCUAAUACCGCCUACCACCGUCACCGAUAACGACAGUGACUUUGGCCCACUCACCAAAGAAGCUAGUAUCCGUAGCAGCGGCAGUGUCCUGGCGUCCAAAUCUCCCAAUAUACGUUCCACAUUUCAAUUCUCAUCCUCACACCAUUUAGCCAUACUCUCCCGUACCGAACGCAGCAUACGUUCACCCUCAUUAUCGUUAUCGACAACAAACUCAAAAAAUAUUAGUGGGCCACAGAUAUCCACCGAUGGAAGCGCUGGUCGUGGUUUGAACAGUGGUGGUACAGGCUCGGGCAGCGUUGGCAUUGUGCGACGUUCAUCCGAAAUGGGUGGCCAGAAAACCAAAAGACUGAAUAAUUCUAGAAAUCUACAUUAUAAAAAUAACCUGGAUCGCAAUGAACGCUCAACGGUAUCCCACCUAUCGGGUCCAUCACGUAAAAUUCAAUUGUAUAUAAAAAAUCGUUUCUUGCAACUGAUGCCAGAUGGUACGGUCAAUGGAACGCCCGACGAUCAAAGUGAAUACACAAUACUACAACGUUCUACUGUCGAUGUGGGGCGCAUCAAGGUUCAAGGCGUUGCCACCUGCCUUUAUUUAUGCAUGGAUCCAUGUGGCGCUGUUUAUGGCUCGAAAGACUUCACUGACGACUGUGUCUUCAAUGAAAAUAUGGAACAGCACAACUACAACACCUACUCCUCGACAUAUAACUCGAAUGCGAGGCGAAAAUACUAUUUGGCUCUAAAUCGCCAUGGUGAACCGCGCAAAUUGCAAAUACCACCCACCCGUUCGCUGGGAAAAUUGGCUACCUACACGAAUGCCAUCACCGAAUCGGUGCCGCAAGAGCGUGUCGAACAGCUGAUAGCAAAGAAUUUCGGGGCAAAUCGUAUAAAGCAUGGCAUACGUCAACUCUGUGAUACUGGCAAACCAUUGAUCGAACUGAUCGAUAGUAAAAACUUCAAAGCACAGCCCAAGUGCAAUCCAAACAGUAAUAGUAAUAGCAAUAGCCAUAACGCAUCUAGUAAUAAUAAAAAUAAGAAUAGCUUAAGCAGUAGUAGUAGCACUCAUUUAGCAAAUAGCAAUAGUGGCCAAUCUUUGAAUAACGUUCCUGCUGCCAAUGAUAAAAUUAAAUUAAGCAACAAUAGCAGUAAUAGAUCUAACAAUAGGCCAGAAACAAAUAGUAGCGGUAGCAGUAGUAGUAGUAGUAGUAGCAGUAGCAGUAACCAGAGUAGUAUUAGCAAUAGUCAAAACAAUGGCCAUAUUAGCAGUAGUAGUAGCAGUAGUAGUACGACGACAGCGACAACAACGGCGACGGCGACUGCAAGGGACAGCAAUAGCAGUAGCAGUAGUAGUAGUAGUAGUGGCAGCAAUGGCGGCAGUUCGACAAUGAAAGCCAAUCACAGGGGGAAAAAGCUACGCAAAUGUCGACCCUUUGAAAAUGAAGAAGAGCACAAUUGCCAGCGAAGACCGCAAGCCCUACAAAAGCCGGGCAAGCAAAAGCGAUGUCGCGAAUUGCAGCUACAACAGCAGCAAGAAGGCAUCACCGAUAUAGUGUUGCCACCCAUGUGUAAAAAGAAGGGCAACAAAAAUAAAGGUGCAAAAAAUAAACGAGUGCCUGGAGAGGCUAAAGGCAAGAAUGUCCUGGGUACAGAUGGCUUGGGCCCCAACAAUCGUAGAGGUAAAAAACUUAAUGGUGGUCCUGGUGGUGGAGGUGGCGGUGGUCGCCAGGGAGCUAAACAAAACCAAAAUGGCGGCAAUGGAGGAGGCGGUGGCGGAGGCCCCAAGAAGAAACAAAAAAAUAAUAAACGAGGUGGCAACGGUGGUGGUGGCGGUGGUCCAGGUGGCAAUGGAAAAAAGAAACAACAAAAGACCACAACAACGACUACUACCACGGAACAAACUGCAACCAGUGCUUCCUCAUCCACACAGCGACCCAACUUCUGGGAAACUUCUUCAUUUUUACCCUCAUCCACUCUCUACGAUAGCUAUGAUCCUCAUGCCGAAAGCACCAGUGAUCGUGGCGAUAGAGAGCAACGCAAUGCAAGAUACUCGCUGGACGAUGGCUCAAUGGAGACCUCAGCAGAAGAGGACAACUCAGCCGCCAACGAUGACGUGGACGAAGAUGAGGACAUCGAAGGCGAGGUAAACGAGGAAAACGAUGAUGCCAGCUACGAAGACGACUCGUAUGUGGCGAGCAGCAGUCAUAUGCCCUACGCAGAAGCCGAUAUUGCAAAUCCACCUCUCACAGGUGGCGCUGAUGAUUUCCUGUAUUACGAUCAACUUGAUGUAUUAUUGUAUACCAUUUGUUAUGAUUUUUCUUAAGAGACUUCUUGCAUUUUGCAUUGAUGGAUUAAUUAUUUCAAUAUAGCAAAAUCAGAAUACCAUAUAUGUUAACAUUGAAGAAAAACCGAGUAAAAUUUCACAAGAAAGUCUUCUAUCGAAAAGUAAUGCAAUAGAAAACCGAACAUGUACAAAAUUAAAUAUAGCAAAUCAAAAUGUUAUGUAUGUUGAAGACGUUGCAAGAUAUAUUCUUACCAUAUAUUGUAUGUGUUUACAAUUGUUUAUAAGGCAUUUAAUUUAAAUGUUAAUGUUAAUGUAGAGGAAAACCUAAAAACUAUGAAAAUUCUGUGUACAUUUUGCAAGAAAUUUUAUGUAAGGGUUGCAUUCUGCAUCACUACACACACACAACGCACAGACAUUAUUCAUGGAAACCAUUUUCAUCCUACUAAACACAUGCAAUUUCAUGUCAUCAUACACUGCAUCUAAACGCAACUAUUCCAUUAUUUUUCAUGCAAUCAUUCAAACAUACAAACAGAUCCUCCUCACAUAUCCUGGUAUUCCAAAACUUUUAUCCUAAUCCCUUCUCGAUUGAACUGAAUGAGGUUAUGGUGGAUCACAAUUCUGCCAAUUGCUAAAUUUAAGAUCUACUAAGAACAAACUAAGCUUGCUUGCCUAGUCAUGAAAUAAGAAGAAAUAUGUUGCCUGAAUUAGAUUUAAAACUAAUGAGCAAGGAAAGGAUAACACAGCAAAUAGCCGCUUAUACGAAUUCUAUAUACACUAACUUUCACAAUGUGUUCAUACUGGUAUAUCUGUCAAUCUAGAAAUGACAGCAAAAUGAUAUUUGUUUUUGUGAUAGCUCAUUAUAUUGUUUACAAGCCACUGAAAGCAUAUGCUUCUACGCUUAUUUAAAAAGAAAGCAUUUCGUUAUGGAGUUCAAGCGGAAUUAUGUGGUUAACUUGGAUUUGCCUGGAAAACAACAACCGGCUAUUGUUUGCGAAUUCAAACACCUCAUAGCGAACAAAAUGUUUGUGCAUCGCGCCAUAAACACUUAUAAUAAUUCUGGCAGCGUUGCAAUAAUAUACCCGAAAUGCUUCGGAAGUGAAGGUUCGAACUCAACGAAAUCCACUACUUAGUUACCAAUCAAAUAGAUAAAGUUCUGAAUAUCUCCCAUGAAAGGUUGCAAUAUAUAUUGAAAGAAGUAAGAACGUGCUAAGUUCGGGCGGGUCAAAUCUUAUAUUCCCUCCACUAUGGAUAGGAUUUGUCGAGUUCCUUGCGCUGUAUCUCUUUUUAGGCAAACAAAGAAUAACGAAUAAGAACUGUUAUGCUUUUGGAGCUAUAUCAAGUUAAAGUCCGAUUCGGACCAUAAAUAAAUUGAAUACGAAACAUUGUAGAAGACAUUGGUCGGUUUAUAUGGGAGCUUUAUCAAGCUAUUGAUCGAUUCAGACCAUAUUGAACAGGUAUAUUGAAAGUCACGGGAGAUGCCGUUCUACAAUAUUUCAGGAUAUGUACCGAUUUGAAUCAUACUUUGCACAGUUGUUGGAAGUGAUAACAAAACACCACGUGCAAAAUUUCAUUCAAAUCGGACGAGAUUUGCGCCCACUAGAGGCUCAAAAGUUAAGAUCCAAGAUCGGUUUAUACGGCAACUAUAUCAAAACAUGGACCGAUUUGGCCUUUUAACAAUCCCAACCGACCUACACUAAUAAAAAGUAUACAUUUUAAGCGCCUAGCUUUACUCAUUCGAGAGAUAGCGUGCUUUCUGCAGACAGACGGACGAGCAUGGCUAGAUCGACUUAAAAUCUGGAUCUGGAUGGUGUAACGGUAGGAACUAGAAGGCAUCUUACUUCUCCUGAUCCUGUGAUAUCACAAUAGACGGACACGUCCAUCUCUCUUGAACAAAUACUGAGUGCCUGAGAGUGAUGCUCGAUAUGACAAGGCGUCUUUAAAUAACCAAUGGCCACCCCUUUCCCGCUGCGAUCGGUACUAAACGAAGUACGGAAGCUUGGCGAGGAACUCCAACUCCACAUGAAAAUGUGUCUACAACAACAACAACAGCGUCUAAGUGAAUCUGAUGGCAGACUGUCACUUAAGCCUUACAAGUUCCAAAAGGAACAAGAUCUUACGCCAAAGCAAAAAAGGUUUGCCUCGAAAGAGCAAAAGGGUUGAUGCGCUUUCACGAACGAGGAGAAUUUCCGUACCACAUGUUCUUUGAUGAGAAAAAUUUCCCAUUUGAGCAAAGUGUAAACUCGUAUUCGGCACUCCGUUUCGUUCACAUGGUGGCUAUCCAAUUCGCCAGAUGCCAACCCAAUGGACUUUACUACUUCGAUUCGGACCAUAGUUGGCACAGUUGUUGCAAGGCAAAAGUAUACGCGCAUUGCGUGUUCUAAAGGCUCAAGAAGUCAAACCGAGAGUUCGGUAUAUAUGUGAGCUAUAUCAAAACAUGGACCGAUAUGGCCUAUUUACUAGAGGUGUGCACGUGGGUCGAGAGUUGUGGUGUCACGUGUAAAUCACGCGUGAGUCACGUGAUUCGUGAGUGAGAUCCAAAUCUAAUCACGUGAUCGUGCGUAACCGCGAUGAAAUUAAAAUUUUUCGUGUGUCAGCGUGAAUGAGUGAAAUCAUGCUCACGAGGCUAAUCACUACUCACGCGACACUCACGGCUCACAAGACACUUAGGACUCACGCGACACUUACGACUCACGUGACACUCACGACACUUACGACUUACGUGGCACUCAAAAUAUAACGAAAAACUAAAUUUUUAGCAUCAUCUCAAAUCAUACGGUAUUUUAACGUAAGAAUCUGUUUACAGAUGCAUAAAAACGAGUAGAUCGAAAAACUGUUUAUGCAGGGCUCAUACAUUUUGUACAUUAAUGUUCUUACGUUCAAAUGCUGUAUGUAUUGAGAAGCAUGGAAAAAAAUUAUUAUUUGAUUCAUGGAAAAAUAUUUAUUUUACCACGACUCGUGAUUUUCUCGUUCGUCGUUAGUGCCUCGUGAGUGUCUCGUGAGUCGUUAUUUUCUCGUAAUUGCGCACUCCAGAGGCUCAAGAAUUCAAGAUCCGAGAUUUUAUUGCAGGUAUAUUAAAACAUAGACUGAUUUGGCCCAUUUACAAUACUAACCGACCUACACUUAUAAGCAUUAUUUGCGCAAAAUUUUAAACGCCUAGCUUUACUUCUUCGAAAGUUAGCGUGCUUUCGACAUACGGACGCACAUGUCUAGAUCGACUUAAAAUGUCAUGACGAACACGAAUAUAUGUACUUAAUGGGGUCUUAGACACAUAUGUUAUGUUACAAACGGAAUGACGAAAUUAGGUGGAGGGUAUAACAAUUCACGAAUCCAUAUGUUUUGGAUAUGUUGAACUUCCAUAUUUUAAAACAUACUAAGAACUCUUUCAUAUAUAGAAGACAAAGUUUAUGGACAAAAACAGUUUAAGAGUAUAUUUAAAUCAAAUAAAUUCUGGCUCCAUUAAUAUUUCACUACACUUUAUUGUAAUACUAAAAUAAGUCAGAGUUGAUGCAUGUCCAAUAGUUUUCAAUGGGUGAUUUUCAUUUGCAGAGAAAUUUUUAAACUAACCUAGUUAUAACAUUUGGAUACUUAAACAUUAAUGUCCAUAUUCAGAAAAUUUUAUACAGCUUUAAAGUAGGUGAGAGAUCUCCUUUAUAGAACUACUAGUGAACACUGGUGUAAAAUUUUAAUGCAAAAAAUAAAAAGAAAUAUAUUUUUUUAGCGUUUUUAUAACUACUUUGUGCUUAAAAGGUUAACAGCAUAUGAACGUGCCUGUAAAUCUGUAAUUUUUUUUUCAUACAUAUAUUUUAGUACCAGACAUCAAGAUGGAUUCCAAUAGAAAUCUCAAAACCAGAAUUUUUUUAGAAGGAUCCAAAAAUUUUUGUUCUGAAAUAAAUUGCUAACUUUGGAUGAGUCUACAUGAUAUUAUACGUAAAGAUAUAAUUUAUGGUAUUAUUUCCAUUAAUCCAAUUAAUGCCAAUGAUACUUCUUAACUAGCUCUAACUAAAAGUCUCGAUUUGUUAUUUUUCCACCCAUUCGCCGUUGAUAGAUUGAUUUCCAUAUUCGAAUGACGUUGUAAUUCGUAUGCUUCAUUUGAAUAUGUUACUCUUCUUUAUUUCAAAGUGUUUCAUAUAUUAAGUAAGAGUUUUUCUCGUAAUUAUUUUAUUUGCUGGCACAUACAUCCUUGAUUCUGUUCAUAAAUCAUAGCUAGAACAAUGGCUAAAGAAAGCAUUAAACUUGUCUUCUGAGAUCGUUAAGGCUUAAAAGGCCCACAAUGUAAUUAACUGCAUCUUUCCACUGCCAACUCUUCACGUAGUUGGCAGUCAAGCAGCAAAAAGUGAAGAUCUUUGUUUUUUCUUGACUAUUACAAUUGAAAGCAGGCAUUCGAUUUUUUUUGUACCCAUGCAAGUUCAAUACAAAUUCCUCUACUCAAAAAUCCAACCCCUCUGCAGUUUGUUCCUAUUCCUCACUAGUUUUCAUUUCAUAAUGUCAUCGGAAUGGUGUGCCAAUAUGAUCGAAUCCAUUUGUAUAUGAAAUUAUAACUUUUUUAUUCUUCAGUUUGGCUUAAAAUGGUUAAAUAGUUUAUUCAAAAUAUCUACUCCGAAAUUCUAAUUCAUUGUUAAUUUUUUCGAUCGCCAGAAACUUGGUUAAUAUUUAAAUAUUUUCUCAAUGGAUUUGGUUAAAUUUUGGCAACGUACCGACGAUAUGCAAUCCAUUGUGCUUAUAUAAUAAACUCGAAUUUCAACAUCUAUUUAUAAACUAAUCGAAAUCUCCAAGAAAAAAGUGUUCAGUACAAUUACAUGUGUUUGUUUUGAACAUUCACAUUUUUAUAUUUGUAAAUAUAUAUAUGUAUAUGGACAUACAUAAAUGUAUAAAGUUCCAAUUAAACUUUAAUUAAGUGUUAAAAAAGCAAAAAAUCUCCUCAAAUAGUUCCAUUUAAAAUCCAAUGUCCAUGAUAUAUCCUGCCCUUUCCACUUCUAUACAACAUCAAUUCCUUACAUCACAGUAAACAAACCAAUAAAUAGCUGUAACUGAGGGUGAGAAAGAACUAAGGAACAAAUAAACAACAACAAUAAAUAUAAUUGUAAAGUAAAAAUGGAAGUACAAGUGUGCUCCUAUCCACUGCCAUAAAAUGUCCUUGUAUAUACCACAUUUAUCUAAUAAAUGGUCUAUUAAGACCUCAACUCACUUAAUUCAUUCAUAAUAAAAAGUUAUAAAUAAUGAAACAUAAAUGAAAACCUCGCUGCCUCUCAAUGAAAACAAAAAAAAUAUAAUUUCUAUUGUAUGUAAACAUAAAACAUAUACAAAUCAUAAAUUCAGAAAAGAAGGCCUUCAAAAGAAUAAACAAAUUUUCAAUUACAAAACGGUGUUUAAAAAAAAACAUUUAAAAACUUUUAAAAUACAAGAUUCCUACCACUUUUAAUCAGGUUUUUUUUGGAAAAA
This is a messenger RNA of Stomoxys calcitrans (stable fly), 11033 nucleotides long. RefSeq lists its product as uncharacterized. The transcript is spliced from 5 exons. The record is from RefSeq and is a predicted model, not a curated record. Gene Ontology annotation, biological process: regulation of cell migration; cell differentiation; fibroblast growth factor receptor signaling pathway. Lineage: Eukaryota; Metazoa; Arthropoda; Insecta; Diptera; Muscidae. Bases 2577 to 5633 code for a protein of 1018 amino acids. Gene Ontology annotation, molecular function: fibroblast growth factor receptor binding; growth factor activity. Gene Ontology annotation, cellular component: cytoplasm.